ACAUGGUCACACUGAUGACUUGAAAAAAACAUAGUGACUGGAAUUAAGCUCAUCAUAUUAGUUUCACCUUUUUAUUUAUUCGAAAUAGUCACGAUGAGCUGUCCAGGAUUUGGAGAACUUAAUAUACCCUCGUCGCGUGCCUUCUGGGACGACUGCGAGGAGGAUGAAUUGGAGAACCUGAAGCCUGUGGAGAAGCUGCAGCUGCAGUUCGAUAAUGAGUCCGCGGGAGAAGCUGCCCCUGUGGAGAGUGAGAUCCUGGUGGUCAUUGAGGGAGUUAACGUCACUCACUUCGCCACCUCUCUGCUGUCAAAGGAUUCAAAACGCGUGUGUGCCAUUCCUGCCAAGAACUCGUCCCUGCACUGGAGUCCAUCGUCUAAACAGUUGCUGGCCAUAAUCAAUGAGGACCUAACCAGUAGCGGCGAGGUUGCUGUGCUCCUACUGCCGUAUGCCAAGGUGGCUAAAAAGGUGAUCACUCUCACGCUUAAGCCAAAGGUCGAGUUCAAAAGCGAGGAUAUCCAGCACUACCGGGAUCACAUUGCCAUUGUCCGCGGCAUAGGCGCCAACCAAGAGAAUAUCACUGAACUAGAGGCUCCCAACUUCAUUGCUGGAGUUGCAGCAGGCAUUGCCAGUUGGCGUGAUCAGGCGGAAUCUCCCGUUACCUCCUUCGUUAUUUACACCGACAAGCUGCCCCUCGAUGCCACAGCUGCCCAGCCGGUGAUCGAGGUACUUCAAAGCGCGGGCGUGGCCUGCAGCUCAAGCUACAUCCCACCGCGCAAGGAGAACUCCUAUCUGUACAUGUGAAACUACAUUUGGCAUUGUUUUUCUUAGUUUUAAUGCUUGUAAAAAUCGUGCGGUUGCGGAAUAAAAAACAAACUACUUAAGUA
Molecule: messenger RNA, 884 nt
Organism: Drosophila yakuba
Lineage: Eukaryota; Metazoa; Arthropoda; Insecta; Diptera; Drosophilidae
Gene: PSMG1
Exons: 3
Coding region: 94-801 (235 amino acids)
Biological process (GO): proteasome core complex assembly
Cellular component (GO): endoplasmic reticulum
Molecular function (GO): proteasome binding
Source: RefSeq, a predicted model, not a curated record